Molecule: messenger RNA, 577 nt
Organism: Culex quinquefasciatus (southern house mosquito)
Lineage: Eukaryota; Metazoa; Arthropoda; Insecta; Diptera; Culicidae
Product: transmembrane protein 14 homolog
Exons: 2
Coding region: 128-463 (111 amino acids)
Biological process (GO): regulation of heme biosynthetic process
Cellular component (GO): mitochondrial membrane
Source: RefSeq, a predicted model, not a curated record
GUUUUAUUUACAUUCACUCUGCCGAAUCAUCCUCGCUUGUUUCGUGUGUUUCUCGAGCAUUCGCCGGAUUUGUUUUGCAUUUUUUGUGCGUGUCUUAUCGAUUGUGCAACCUUCAAGAGCUGAUAAAAUGCCGGCCGACAUCCUAGGAUUUGCUUACGCUGCCACCGUGGCCGCCGGAGGAAUUUUGGGCUACGUUAAAGCUAGUUCCGUUCCCUCAUUGGCAGCCGGAUUGACCUUCGGAGCCAUUCUCGGCUAUGGCGCCCUGCUGACGUCGCAGGAUCCGCCGCGGCCACUGCUGCAGGUGGGCACCUCGAUGGUCCUCGCCGGUAUGAUGGGCGCCCGGUGGGCUCGGUCGGGCAAGUUUAUGCCGCCGGGAAUCGUGUGUGUGCUGUCUUGUGCCAUUUUGGCCCGGGGACUGCUGUACCACAACCGUUAUCUGCCGUUGAUCGGCAAGACCGAGUAGAGCUCGCCGUGAGAGUUCCAGAUGAUUCCAGUUUUUGUGUGGGAUAAUGGGUUUAAAAUAGUGGACUUUUAUUCUAGCAUGGUACAAUAAAGUAUUUUUAAAUUAAAAAGCUUA